Adelges cooleyi (spruce gall adelgid) is the source of this 1274-nucleotide messenger RNA. RefSeq names its product chromatin complexes subunit BAP18. Bases 289 to 759 code for a protein of 156 amino acids. The record is from RefSeq and is a predicted model, not a curated record. The transcript is spliced from 4 exons. NCBI's taxonomy places the organism in Eukaryota, Metazoa, Arthropoda, Insecta, Hemiptera, Adelgidae. Gene Ontology annotation, cellular component: MLL1 complex; NURF complex.
ACAAAUAAAAAUUAUUUUUCUGAAAUUACCUCCAAACUUCAGCAAACCUGCCCGGAAUAUACAACUUCCAUUUCGAAACAAAAUGUUAUCAUAAUAUUUCAAGACAACAACAACAUUUGAGUUUCCAUAACAUUAAAAUUUUAAUAAUAAAAAUAAUUAUAAUCGGCUUUCUAAAAAUCGGCAUUUUGGUACGAUAAUUUGUUUAAAUGAAUUUUUUGUUUAAAAGUACUUUUUAGUGUCGUACAAACAGUAUAAUUUAUAAAAAAAGUAAACUUACUCGUCGACAAUAUGAGCAACCAGAGUUCAGCAGCCAAAGUCGGAGAAAUAUUCAGUGCGGCAGGCACAGCUUUUAGCAGGUUAGGAGAACUUACAUUAACGUUACAACCAACAAACGAUAGCCCUACACCCAACAGUAAAUGGACUGAUGAUGAUAUUGAAAUGCUACAAAGUGCUGUAAAAAAAUUUACCGAUGACCUGGCUGUAAUCUGCGACCAAAUCAAACAGCGCACAGUAUCACAAAUACAUACAACUCUGAAAAGAAAAUCUUAUGAGAGCAGAGCAAUCAAUCCUUCAGUAAUGUCAAGACCACAGUUGAGCUUGGCAUCACCAAUAACUACAAAUAUACUGAGCGCAAAAUGCAACUCUGCUGAUGUAACAUUAAAUAUGUUAAACGCUCCUCAAGAACAAGGCUCUGGAUCAGAUGACAUACCCAGUGAAAAUGUCCGACACAAUUUCAGCUGUGAUAUCGACAUAGAGUAACAAUGUAUAAAUGUGCAUACAUAUUUUACAUAAACGACAUUCGUACGGUUUAAUGGACGAAUUUUGGUCCUAACUUGAUACCUAUUUUUAUAAUGGUCUCUUUUUUUCCACCUCUACCAACUAGGUCAUUAAUUUUCUAUUUAUACCAAAAUUUGUAAUUUAUUUUUAUUUUUAUAUUCAUCCAACUUGUAUUAUAUACUGUUUAUAUAUCUAUGUAUUAUACUCUACUAGACAUUUGAACAUAUUUUAUUAAAUUUGAUUACUGAAAGUAACUUGUGCUGUUUUAUAGCGCACUUCAUUUGAAUACCUACGAAAACCAAAAGUGGAGACGUGUACAAAAUAUAUGUAUAUAUUAUUUGUAAAUAAUUUAUUAUAAUUUAACUGACUAUUAUUUAUUACCACAAUUUUUUUUUUAAUGUAAAAACCAAAUUUAAAAUUUUGAAAAGAAUUUGUGUAAAAAAUUAUGUAGACAUUUAUACAUUACAUGUAUAACUAUUAUAAUUCAUUUUGUAUUG